AAAAAAGAUAGAACGAAAUAAGCGGGAAGUAAGAACGGCGGGCUGUGCAAGCAGGAGUCUCCAUACCUGUGAGUGUGUGACAGAGAGAGAGAGAGAGAGAGAGAGAGAGAGAGAUGAGAGGGGGAAGACGAAGGCCGAAGGACUCCAUACCCGAGCGACCCUCCGUCGACCCUCGACAGUUCACAUCCACCACUAGUCACCGCGACAGCAGAGACUCUGACGCAAGCUUCGGCAGCAGCCGCCCUUCCUUUUCCUCAUCCGGUAUCACUCGCGCCGCCUCUUCCAUUCCCAUUAACGACCGCUCCUACCAAUCUAACGCCAUACGCACCAUCAACACCUAUCUCGCCUCCCACUCCUUCCCUAUCUCCCUCCGCCCCCCGCUCCCCUCCGCCAAAGACAUCACCGAAACCCUCCGUUUCCUCUGCCACCGCCUCGAUUGGCCCGAUCUCAACAAGCUCGAAGAAGACCUCCCUCUCCUACUCAAGCACCUAAAUUGCCCCAUCAAACUCAACAAAUCCGCUCUCAAAGCCCCCGGUACCCCUCACACUUGGCCCUCCCUCCUUGCCGUCAUCCACUGGCUCGUCCAGGUCGCUCUCUACGGCGAUCAUAUCUCCUCAUCAGAAACCAACACUAACAAUUUUCUACGUGACAACAAGCUCCUUCUCUAUGCGCUCAACAGUUACUCCCUCUAUAUCCGUGGUGAAGACGAUGCCGUUGAUGAUCUGGACCACGAGUUCACGGAGAAGAUGGAGCAGGAGAAAAAUGCGGCUGCCGAGAAGGUUAGGUUAAUGGAGGGAGAGGUCGUGAAUCUCGCGGCCGAGAUUGAAGCCCUGAGGACUGCGCCAUCCGCGAGUGAACAGCGAGAGAAGGAUAAGUCUGUGUUGGAGAAGGAUGUUCAGAAGUUUCAUACUAUUAUUGAGGAGAUUUCGAAUGGGAUUUUGCUGGUGGAGGCGGCUUUGAAGGAGAAGGAGAAGGAAUUGGAGACAAAGAUUAGGGAGAAUCAGAGGAUUUGUGAGGAGAAUGAGGAGUUGAAGAAGAGUAUCGAUUCGCAGACUGUGAAUGCCAGGGAUGCGGAGAGGAUGAAAAGGGAGUUACAGGCUGUGGAGAGGGAUAUUGCGGAGGCAGAGGCUUCGAGGAAUGUGUGGGAGGAGAAGUCGUGGGAUCUUGAUGCUGCGCUGGGGCAUAAAUUUAAGGAGCUUGAGAGUCUUUCAAUCGAAUGCAACCAGGCUCUUAGGAGGUUAAAGCUUGGAAAUGAUUUUCAAUAUGUGCUUAAUGCCAAAGGAUCAACACCUGCUGAAGUAUUAGGGAUCGACUACAAAUCCAAAAUUAAGCCUGCACUCACUUCGUUAAUUGAUAGCAUAAAUAAAAGCUCUGUUACAAAGUUGGAGGAGUUGAUUUCGCUUCAGCAACAGUCAAUAGACAAUGAUUCUAAGCUUGAGUCAAAAAGAAACCGUCUUGCAGCGCUCCAGUCCAGAGUUGAUGAAGUUGAAGCUCAAUUGAACAUGUUGAAGAAGGAAAUACAUGACUGCAAAUCCAGAUAUGCAGUGGAAGCUAAGAAAAAGGUGGAAGACAUUGAGAGGGAGAUGCAUGAGAUGGAUAUGGUGGAAAGAGAAGCAGAAGAAUUUUUGAAGACUUCCAAAGCAAAUCUACAGCUGGUGAUAGAAAAAACUGAAGAAGAAACACAGAAGUGUGCUCGUGAACUGGUAAUGUUGGUUGAUUCAAUCUCAAAGUAUAAAGAGAGCGUGGAGUCCAUGAUCUUGCAAAUGAAGAAUGAUCUCUCGGACACUGCUAAAGCUGUGGCAGAUGCUCACAAGGGCUCCUUGCCGACACAGUUGUCAGGGGGGUGUUGGUCUUAGCAGGGGAAAAGGAAAACUAUGAAUUGAUUUGGUUGAUCCCUCUUUUACAUGUUGACACUUUCGUAGUUGUGAAAUAUAUGUUAUUUUGUGUUACUAUAAACAGUUCAUUGUUUGAA
Messenger RNA from Macadamia integrifolia, 1972 nucleotides. RefSeq names its product kinetochore protein NDC80 homolog. Bases 114 to 1856 code for a protein of 580 amino acids. The transcript has 5 exons. Gene Ontology annotation, biological process: attachment of mitotic spindle microtubules to kinetochore. Gene Ontology annotation, cellular component: Ndc80 complex. NCBI's taxonomy places the organism in Eukaryota, Viridiplantae, Streptophyta, Magnoliopsida, Proteales, Proteaceae. The record is from RefSeq and is a predicted model, not a curated record.